Molecule: messenger RNA, 1278 nt
Organism: Syzygium oleosum
Lineage: Eukaryota; Viridiplantae; Streptophyta; Magnoliopsida; Myrtales; Myrtaceae
Product: 40S ribosomal protein Sa-2
Exons: 5
Coding region: 122-1066 (314 amino acids)
Biological process (GO): ribosomal small subunit assembly; cytoplasmic translation
Cellular component (GO): ribosome; cytosolic small ribosomal subunit; 90S preribosome
Molecular function (GO): structural constituent of ribosome
Source: RefSeq, a predicted model, not a curated record
GUCGCCAUGUCCAGAGCCAGACUUGCUUCAGCUUCCACACUUGCAGAGAGAGAGCCCCGCGCGGUGAGCUGCUUCCCGAUCCUCCUCGCGAAAGAAGAAGCCCCUCGGAACCUCCCCCCUGAUGGCGACGGGAACCGCCGCGACCUCCGCCGCCGCGCCGGCGAAGCAGCUGUCGCAGAAGGAGGCCGACAUCCAGCUGAUGCUGGCCGCGGAGGUCCACCUCGGCACCAAGAACUGCGACUUCCAGAUGGAGCGCUACGUCUUCAAGCGCCGCAACGACGGUAUAUACAUUAUCAAUCUUGGUAAAACAUGGGAGAAACUUCAGCUGGCUGCUAGAGUCAUCGUGGCAAUUGAGAACCCACAGGAUAUCAUUGUUCAGUCUGCUCGACCAUAUGGUCAGCGGGCCAUUUUGAAGUUUGCGCAAUAUACGGGUGCUCAAGCAAUUGCUGGAAGGCACACUCCCGGAACAUUCACUAACCAGCUCCAGACCUCAUUUUGUGAGCCUCGUCUGCUCAUUCUCACCGAUCCAAGAACUGAUCACCAGCCAAUCAAGGAAUCAGCUCUUGGAAACAUUCCAACUAUUGCUUUCUGUGAUACUGAUUCACCGAUGCGAUAUGUGGAUAUUGGCAUCCCUGCUAAUAACAAGGGAAAACACAGCAUCGGAUGUCUCUUUUGGCUGUUGGCGAGGAUGGUCUUACAGAUGCGUGGCACCAUUCCGCUGGGUCAUAAGUGGGAUGUGAUGGUGGAUUUAUUUUUCUAUAGAGAGCCAGAGGAGACUAAGCAACAGGAGGAAGAGGACGCUGUCGCCCCAGCUGAAUAUGGACUACCAGAUUACUCUGGUGGUGACCAAUGGACUUCUCAAAUCCCCGAUGCUUCAUGGGCCGGUGAAGCUGCUACCCCAGGUGUGGUCGCCAUGCCAGCUGCAACCUGGGCACCAGAGCAAGGCGCCGCAGUGGCAGUUGAUGGAUGGGAUGUUGUGGCUGCACCAGUAGGUGCAACGCCUGCUGUACCGGCACCGGCACCGGCACCAGCACCAGCACCGGCAAAUGAUGCUGGCUGGGAAUAACGUGUGAUCUGUCUUUCCUCAUUUUUGUAGACGUCACUCAUUUGAGAAUUUUUCUUUUUUAUGGAGGGCACCAUUCAACUAUACCAGUGCUCUGGAUAUCAAUGGAUGUUUUUGAGUCAGAAUUUAUUUCUGUUCUUUAAUGAAGUCAGACAAUGUAGUCGUAAGGAUAUUUGAACGCACAGAUGAACUUAAUGGAAUGAUAAUUUGUGGAA